This is a messenger RNA of Xenopus tropicalis (tropical clawed frog), 777 nucleotides long. Its product is annotated as gastrula zinc finger protein XlCGF53.1-like. Gene Ontology annotation, biological process: regulation of DNA-templated transcription. Lineage: Eukaryota; Metazoa; Chordata; Amphibia; Anura; Pipidae. The record is from RefSeq and is a predicted model, not a curated record. The coding region runs from base 1 to 393 and encodes 130 amino acids. The transcript is spliced from 3 exons.
AUGGGAAUGUGGGAGGAAGCGAGUGACCCAGUGAUGGGGAAGAAGGAUAAAAAUGAGGAGCGGAAGGAGAGAAUCCUGAAUCUCACACUGGAGAUUAUCUAUCUGCUGACUGGAGAGGGCUACGUCAUCCCUAAGAAGAAGAGCCCAACUGUGGGUUUGGGGGCCCUGCAUGCCCCUGGCUCCGUCAUACAGAAGGAAAAUGACAAGAAGAUCCUGGAACUCAUCUCCAACAUCAUCCAGCUGCUGACUGGAGAGGUUGCCAUAAGGUGUGAGGAUGUUUCCAUCUAUUUUUCCUUGGAGGAGUGGGAGUAUAUAAAAGGAAACAAGGCCCUUUACAGGGAAGGGAUAAAGGAGGAGGAGGAGCCCCAGCAGCUCCGCCCACUGGGUGAGUAAUGGUUUCUAUACAGAAUGUUUUGUCUUUCAGAGACCUGGAAGAAUUUGAUGCCUAUUUAUACCCAGUUAAUUUUCCAUGGAACGGGCACAUAGCUAUUAUACAGAAUUUUAAAAAUAAUGUAUUAAUAUUAUUAUUAUUAUUAUUAUUAAUACACUUCCUCAUUAGCAUAACCUGGUGAUGUCAGUGAGUGACAGGCAAAACUGUGCAAUAGCAGCCCAAGUCCCUCCCCCGUGUCUCUCUGCUCCCGGCCUGUUUCUAAUACCAAUCAGAACGGGGUCUGACCACUUGAUUAUUCCUAUAUAUUGUUAUUGAAUAAUGGGGCGGUGCCUGUUUCUGUUAGAAAUAAAUCAGUUCUAGAGAGGGAUUAGUGGCCGGGGGAAUAA